GCACAACUUGAAGGACUAUUUUAUAAGAUAGCAAUUACUGGAGCAUGGAAACCUGAUGCUCUAGGACAAUGGUAGACUAUGCAAGCCACAGACUACAAUCGUCAACACACCUACCCCUUUCCAGCUUGCGACUCUUGUCAUGCCCGGAAGGUUCGGUGCAAUCGAGGACUACCAUGUAGCAAUUGCCUUGAUCAGGGUCUUUCUUGCCAAAGACAACGAACUCGGCGACGCCUGCCAAAAAGAAUCCUGAAGCCUAAAGUUCAGACUACGAGUUCAGCGACGACCACCGUUCAGGCAGUCGCUCCUAGCAGAGUUGAGCCGGUCGCAUUGACUGAGACUGACAUUCCCAUUGAACGGUCUGGCUUACAGCAAGAAUCAAGGAUCCAUUCCAGAGAAAUCGAAACAAGCAACACACCUGUAAUCAGGUUAGAGGCAAAGCCUAGGAGCAGUGAUCAGCGAGUACCAGUUGGCUGUGACCUGGCUGCCUGGGUGCCACUAAAUAGAUCCAUCGAGACUCGCUUCAUGAUUCCAGGCCACAUGGGCCAUUUCGAGCACGGCUUGGUCUGCAAAGCGCAGGAGGUGUUACGUUCGGCUUUGGUUCGUGCAACUCAUGCCCCUCAAGGGUCAAGUUCACCCCUCCAGGACGAACAGGGUGUGCCUCCGGAAUUUCUGACAUGGAUGCUACAAGAUAUCGGCAGUACAAAGUUCGGAAUAUAUGUGUCGGAUUAUUUCAAACAUGUUUCCAAGACCACUUUGAAGCGCAUGUGUUUGAGGCUGUUGUCCAACCAUGUCUCGAAUGACGAGAGACAAAUUUUUAGCGUCUGCGUCCACGCCGCCGCUCACAAAUUCCUCAUGACCGUUCUCAUGAUUGGAGAGCAUGAUGACGAGCUCGCCGACCAUCUGCGAGUUCGGUCGGCUGAAUAUAAACGCGCCGCACAGGCAGCGUUAGAGCGCAUUCGACUCACAAUCACUCCUUCCAUCUCACUUCUUCAGGCCCUUCUUUGUGGGGUUUUCCUUCAUCAAGGCUCUGGCAAUACUCACUUUUGUUACGAAUUGACUCGGACUGCUUGUCGGAUAGCCACUGACCUAGGACUCGAUAAGGUGAGUCCUGACACGGAGCAGAAAUCCAGGACAGAGGAAGAAGUCUUCUGUGUUCUUUGGUGUUAUAUGCUAGAUAAGAAUUACGCGUGGAAAUUCGAACCUUCGCGAACGUUCUUCGAGAUCGAACCCGGGAUGCUUGACGACCAUGUUGAUGGCACAGCCGCCGAUCUUCUCGCAGUCUAUAUUGCCAUGGCCCGAGUACAGGAUGACACAUUAUCAUUACUUAAGAACAUCCUGUCGAACAGCUCACAUUCCGUCCAACUUCCUCAGCGCUGUUCCGUCGAAUCACUAUUGCAGAGAGUGGAUGAGAUUGAGCAACACAUUGAGCAGGUAUCUGCGUCCUCGACGCAAUGCUGGAAGGGCCUUGAUGCUGAGAACGAGAUUGCUGCCCUUCGCUUCGCUCACCACUCCAUCCGAACCACAAUUCUUUAUCUCUCUGAUCAAUUUCACGGCCGGGUAUUUGGGUCUGGAGACUUGCUUCUUCAAUCUGCGCGCCAGGAGCUAUCGUCAUUAUUAUCUAUAUGUCUAAUCAACGAGAAAGACCGUGCCGUCGGCUUCCUGCAUUGGACCUUAACCUUCUACCCCUUGACCGCGUGUUUUGUCUUGUUCUGCAACGCCGUGACGACGUCCAAUCUCGGGGACUUGAACCUUCUCAAGAUGGUAGCGACUUUUCUGUUGCCCAGUGUCUCGAGCAGUCAUCCUGUCACGGUUAUACAACAUCUCUUCGAGGAGUUCAUUGCACUCUCGCAGUCGCUUUUUUCAGGCACAGAGAGUCGCGGGGGCAUGGUAGACGAACUUGGGGACACCUCUACGCUUAUCGAAGUGCAGCCUUCGCAACCCCACAAUCAACCCUUUCCUACGGGCGACCCUAUCUCCACAGCUCAGAACCCUGGGACAACAGUUUGGGCCGACACAACGACCAGCCCUUUUCCGUCCGAUUUGUCUGAAUCAUGGACGCCACACGAGAGGAACAGUUACCCUGCAUUUGUAGACCCGUCGAUUGCAAUUCCCUUGGACUUCGAAUUCCCCGCUGAGUUCGCCGACUUCGUGCCCGUUACUUCGGCUCAAUGACUUUAAUAGCUAUCAAUACCCGUUAUACCCAAAUUGAAACCUUUGUAUAUAUAUGUUGUUUGGCAAGUGCUUGCUACAGCCGCA
Molecule: messenger RNA, 2256 nt
Organism: Aspergillus uvarum CBS 121591
Lineage: Eukaryota; Fungi; Ascomycota; Eurotiomycetes; Eurotiales; Aspergillaceae
Product: Zn(II)2Cys6 transcription factor
Exons: 7
Coding region: 79-2172 (697 amino acids)
Biological process (GO): regulation of DNA-templated transcription; DNA-templated transcription
Molecular function (GO): DNA binding; zinc ion binding; DNA-binding transcription factor activity, RNA polymerase II-specific
Source: RefSeq, a predicted model, not a curated record